CCUCUUCAUUUGACCUCCUAGUGUGCAAGAGUUUUGUGGCCCGUAAAGAGAAGCCGCGACUGAAUUUUACAAUACGUUUUUAUGACGUUGUGCUUUUAUUAAUAACUAUAUAAUGUAUAAAUUAUAAUAACUCAAUAAUUACAAUAUAUAUUUAUAUAUAAUUUUCUAAUUAUUAACAAUAAAUUUGAUUAUUAUUAAAUUAAUAUUAGAGGUAUUUUACCGCACAGAAAAGCUGCGUCUUCGUGACGCUUGUGUUACGGGGUCGCGGGUGAAUUUUGACAGAGAAAGAGUUGGAUCUUUUGUUGGUGAAGGAAAAUAAUUAUUAAAAAUAAAAACGGGAGCGGUCAUAUUGUUUAUAAUAAUUAUUUAUAAUUAUUUUUGUUCAACAAUAUAAUACAAAAUGCCGGCGGUCAAGAGGGAAGCACCAAGUCCAUCAAGUGCACCAAGUGCGCCAGUUGUGCCGAUUGCACCAAGUGUACCAGCUGAAAGUUUGACAUCAGGUGUUGCUCCACCAACGAGUAUUCCGAAGAAUGUCAUAUUAUCAUCUUCAACUCAAAAAAUAUUAUCAACCAGUGAGGAUCUUGUCUCUGAAUAUUCGUCUGAGAGUCCAGCAUCAACAACAGCAAGAUCAGCCUUAAAAAAAGUGGAGAGAAUACCAGCAGUUGCUGUGGAUUUUGUAAAAGACAAAUCGGGUUUACCAAAUUGGGCAUCAGUAACAAUAGUCAUAGUGAUUGUCGCAAUAAUAUUUGGAAUAUGUGGCUUUUGUAUAAGAAGAUGUUUCCGAAAACGUCGUUCGAAGGAUGGAAAAAAAGGUAUCAAAGGUGUCGAUCUCAAAGGUGUACAAUUACUCGGUGGAACAUACAAGGACAAGGUACAGCCGGAUAUGGAAGAAUUAACUGACAAUGCUGAGGAGCCUGAUGAAGCUGAGAGCAAACAGAGCGAGGUCAAACUUGGAAAGCUCCAAUACAAGCUUGAGUAUGACUUCAACUCAAACAGUUUGGCAGUGACAGUUAUUAAAGCUGAAGAGUUGCCAGCUCUUGAUAUGGGUGGAACUUCUGAUCCGUAUGUUAAAGUUUAUCUUUUACCAGAUAAAAAAAAGAAAUUUGAAACUAAGGUACAUAGAAAAACACUGAAUCCAGAAUUCAAUGAGACAUUUACGUUCAAGGGAGUUCCAUAUGCCGAUGCUAUGAACAAAACUCUAGUAUUUGCAAUAUUCGAUUUCGAUAGAUUUUCAAAACACGAUCAAAUUGGUGAAGUUAAAGUUCCACUGUGUCAAAUUGAUUUGGCACAAACAAUUGAAGAAUGGCGAGAAUUACAAAGUGUCGAAGGUGAAGGUGGACAAGACAACAAACUUGGUGAUAUUUGUUUUUCACUUCGUUACGUACCAACAGCUGGAAAAUUAACAGUCGUCAUAUUGGAAGCUAAAAAUUUGAAGAAAAUGGACGUUGGUGGUCUAUCAGAUCCAUAUGUUAAAAUAGCAUUAAUGCAAAAUGGAAAAAGACUCAAGAAGAAAAAGACAUCAAUCAAAAAAUGUACCCUCAAUCCAUACUACAACGAAUCGUUUACCUUUGAAGUUCCCUUCGAGCAAAUUCAGAAAGUGAAUUUGAUGGUAACUGUAGUGGAUUAUGAUCGUAUUGGUACAUCAGAACCAAUUGGAAAAGUUGUACUUGGCUACAAUGCGAGUGGAACUGAACUACGACAUUGGUCAGACAUGUUGGCAUCACCAAGACGUCCAAUUGCGCAAUGGCAUACGCUCAAGGAUCCAGAAGAUGGUGACAAAAAAGAUUAAAUAUCUUCCUUAAAUUAUUAAAAAAGGAGUAUAUCGCAAUGUUGAUAAAAUUAUAAAUUAACAAAAUUAAGUUGAAAAAAAAAAAAUAAUAAAUAAAUAUUAUGAAGAGGAUAAAGAAGAAAGAUAUAUUUAAAAAUGAAAAAAAAUUACAGAAUAUUUAGUUGAUAUCUAUAAAUCAGUUUUAAAAAAAUCAGUAAUUAUUUAAUACUGCAAAAUGGAUAAAUAAAUUUUAGAAUUAAUAUUAUGUUCUGGUAAAAUUUAUAUUAUACUUCAUUCUGUAGAAAAAGAAAAAAAAUAAAAUAAAAACAACAACAAUUUAGAAAAAAAAAAAUGAAAAAGUAAUUCGAUUUGAAAAAAAAUAAAAAAUAAUUCAAGUUAUAAAUAAAAUAAAUAUUAUUUGUUAUGUUAAUUUAACAAAUAACAAUUUGAUUAUUUAUACAUUAGUCGUAUUAUUUCAACAAUAUUAAUGUUUAUUAAUUUAAUUAUGUUAAUUUAUGUUUGAUAAAUUAGUCGACUGUUAUAAUUUUUAAAUUGUAUUGUUGUUUUUAUUUUUAUUUUUCAAAUUAUUGGAAGUACAGUGUUCUUGUUCAAGUCUUCGUACGCUACAAUAAAUUUAAAAAUUAAUUAAAUUUGAUUAAUGUACAGAUUAUUUUCUGCAGUAAGAAAUCCUUUAAAAUAUUUAGCUAAAAAUUGAGUUUAAAAAUUUAAACUUAGUAUUGAAAAUAUUUCAUUUUAAAAAUGAUUUUUAAUAUAUUUAAACGGGCCUAUUCACAUGGAUUGUAAUUGUCGUUUAAUUUCUGACCAAUACAUAAUCACAAGCAAAAAACAACAAAUUACAAUAAUUAAUUUAUAAACAGCUUUUUUUUUUUUAAAUAACAAACGGAAGAUGACAUCAAAAACACAGAUUUACUUUUGUUUGAUUGUGUUCGAUGAAGGAAUUGAAUAAUUGUACAUACUCUUUGUUUUUUCACAAAAAAAAUUUAAAAAAAUUCCAGCUAAAAAUGAAAAUAAAUAUAACAAAAAAAAAAGAAAUAUAUAUUAAAUCGAUGUCUUGUAAUUAUCCUCCGUUUUAUGUGUUAUAAUUGGUCAGUAAAUAACGAAAUUGUAAAUACAUUUCCUGUCAAAUUAAAUAACAAUUAAUUGUUGAAAAAAAAAAAAUAUAUUCGUUGAUAUUUAUUGCCCCGAUUUCAUAAAAAAAUUCACAAUAAUUAAUCGGCCUUUAAAAUCACGUAAAUUCGGAAAUAAAUAAAUAACUUGGUCCGAAAUUAUUAUCAGAAAUAAAUAUGAUUUUGAAAAUCAUAAGAUGUUUAAAAAAAAAUAUAUUAAAACGGACAAUAUUAUACAAAUUAUGCAUGAAUUUAAUUGUGAAAGAAACAUUUUUAAAUAAUCAUUGUUAUUGAUAAUUUUAUUAACAAUGAUAAUGACUUGACAAAAUUAACAAAAAAAAAAAAAAAUACAUAUAUUACAAAAUAAUAUAAAUAAAUAUAUAAACGUUCUCUGGUUGAUUAGAAUUUUAUCGAAAUGAAAAAUAUGUCUAUUUCGACUUGCAUUGGCUCUUCUCAUCCACAUGUAAGCAUGAAAAAUUAAUAAAAAAUAUCCAGCUAUAUUGUUUCUACUUAAUUUUCAAAUAAAGGCAUGAGAAAAUAAAAUUUUAAAAAUACGAGAAUGAUUGGUUACGAAUGACAAUAUGAAUGUGAGAAUAAAUUCAGCACAGUAGAAAAUCAUUUAUAAUUAAUAUUUAAUAAUAAAAUCCACCACUCAGUAUCACUAAUAUUUAAGAUUUAAAAAACAUAUAUAUACUAAGGAGAAAAAUUGGCGAAAAAAAUAUUAAAAUAACGACAGGAAAAAUUUAAAGCUAAAUCGUAUCAUCAUUUUUUUAUUUUUUUUGGUUCUAUCGUUUUGUCGAUUAUAUGGCUAAAUAUCUUGGUCACAAUAUUUUGAAUAAUAAAUAUUUCAAAGUGAAAGAAUAGCCUGGUUAAAAAUAUCAAAUUAAAAAAAAAUUUAUUCAGAAUUUUUAACGACAGAUUAAAAAAAAUAAUUCAUGGAUUAUUUGAAAGAUAAAUAUUGAAAAAUUAAUUUUAAAAUGAUAAUGCUAGUCACUAGUAAUAGAACGACUAAUUAGCUUGAUUUUAAAUUAAUUAAUUUUAAUGCUAUCUAAGAUUAAAGUGAAUUAAAAAAAAAAGAAAAUCAUCAAGAGAAUUUUUAUUUAUUUAUCGUAAUUUUUGAGACACUUUAAAUUGUCGUUGAACAAUUAUUUAUGCUUGUAUUAUUUUAAAAAUAAUAUCAGGUAAAUUUAGAAUUUGUUUUUUUCUUUAACCAGGAUAUUUUACUUUGAAAUAAUUCGACCAAGAAAUUUAUAAUCCGAAUAUUUUGACCAUGACAUUCAGUUUUGUCAGGACCAAUUAAAUCGUAAACGACUUAUCAUGAUAGUCAGUUUAAAGUCAAAUGCGGCAUUGUACUUGUAUUGAUACAUAAAUAAAUUAAAAAUUAAACUAAAUAUAAUUUCAAUUGUUAUAAAAAAAUAAAAACAAAUUAUAAUAAAGACAGAGACGUCGGGGCAAGAAUAAAAGAAAGAAUAAAAAUCAUCAUAAAUUCAUAUAUAAUCGCUAUCAUAUUUUCUUCCUACCUAACCCCCAGCUUGAAUAAUUAUAAUUCAAUAAAAAAAUUAUCGCACAUUUAUAAUUUAAUGAAAAUCAUAAAUAUCAUAAUAUAUCAAAAUGUAUUUUUGCCUCCUCGAGGAGACAUGUCCAUCAAAACGAGAGUACCUCAGAUUGUAUAAUGAAAAAAAAAAAUAAAAACAGAUUAAUAAAAAAAAUUAAAAAAUAUAUAUAACACACUGAAUGUGUAUAUAAAAUAUUAUUAUAUAACUGUUGGGUACGUAAUGUGACGAAAAAUAAAUAUAACGUUAACUAACAUCAAAAAAAAAUGUAUGAUUAAAUUGAUGGUAUCUGCACGCACGUACCUAUACACGUAUCUAGAGUGCCUUUCAUUAUUUUAGUCAUUUAUUUCGCAAAUAUACUUGUGACUAUAUUAAAAAAAGAAAAAUAUAUAAAAAAAAAAAAUUUAAAAACCGACGU
Aphidius gifuensis is the source of this 4866-nucleotide messenger RNA. RefSeq names its product synaptotagmin 1-like (gene Syt1). Gene Ontology annotation, molecular function: syntaxin binding; calcium-dependent phospholipid binding; clathrin binding. Gene Ontology annotation, biological process: cellular response to calcium ion; regulation of calcium ion-dependent exocytosis; synaptic vesicle endocytosis. The transcript has 10 exons. NCBI's taxonomy places the organism in Eukaryota, Metazoa, Arthropoda, Insecta, Hymenoptera, Braconidae. Bases 401 to 1789 code for a protein of 462 amino acids. The record is from RefSeq and is a predicted model, not a curated record. Gene Ontology annotation, cellular component: axon; synaptic vesicle membrane; dense core granule.